Acanthocheilonema viteae is the source of this 1944-nucleotide messenger RNA. Lineage: Eukaryota; Metazoa; Nematoda; Chromadorea; Rhabditida; Onchocercidae. The record is from the annotation of a GenBank genome assembly.
AUGAAUGCAGGAUUUUAUCCGGAGUCCUCUGCUAGUGCACCAAAUGUUAGUUUCUAUAACGAUCCAUCAAAUUUCCUCAGCUGCGGCUGUCUCGGCUCACCAAAACAGGUCUGGCACAGUCUUUGCGAAUCACGGGAAAAAGAUAAUGGAAGAAGGUCAAAAAAUUGGAAAAAAUUGGAGGUGAAAGGCGUUCGUUCCCGAGUUACUACACUUUUAGCAAUGAUCCAACUAUGUGAACAUAUGAAGUACCGUCGUGAAACAUACCAUCGUGCCAUAGAUAUAUUCGAUCGUAUAAUGGCUGUAUUUGAUUUUGAAGCAAUGAAUAAAUCGGAAAUAAUUUUCACAGGGAUUUUCGCCGUCUUCAUCGCUUCCAAAGUAGAGGAACGGAAAAAAAACCACUGGAGAAAUAUAGCGGAUUACAUACGUCAAGUUUCUCCAUGCGAACGCAUGGAAUCAGAAAGUAUGCUCGAUCUCGAAAUGAAAAUAGUUACCAAUAUCAAUUGGUCAUUCAGAGCUAUAACUGCCUUAGAAUGGGCUAAAAUAUAUGCGCAUAUGAUGCGAGUUUAUACCAUAUAUAAGCGAAUUCGUAACCUGACCCUGACAUACCAAUCAACACCAACUAAGAAAAGAACAAAAGUAACAUGUGGAGCAGCCGAUGACGAAGAAGUGGACUUGUUCACAUGGGCACAACUGGAUGAUCUCGUUAUAGGUGAACCAUCGAUGCCUGUACAUUUGUGCAAUCGAAUUGCCAUCGCACAGGUUUUGGAUCUUUGUAUGAUAGAUCUUUGCAAUUUCAAUUUCACAUAUCGUCAGCUUGGAGCAGCGGCCUGUGUCUCGGUGUUGGGUUUUGAUUAUGAAAUAGCCUUAAGGAUUACAGGUCUCAAAAUGAAAGAUCUGCGCCCGGCAAUAGAUUUCGUGAAUUCACACCGACGAAUCUACAUGAAGUAUGUCCACGAGGAAGGUGCUAAUAUAGCCCCUCCAAGAGAAGAUGAACUACUACAAUGUUUCAAAGGAUUGGAUGAAGACGAGGAAAUUGAGGUAGUAGGAAUCAAACAUGAGGCACCCAAAAUUUCGGAAUCUACACAAACGUUGCUAAAAUGGGUGCCUGAAAUAGAAGUAUUGGCUUCACAGUUAAAGAAGGCUAGUCAUAGAACUCCCAAAAUAUCUGAAAUUACCGAUGAAGUGUGGGAGAGUACUGCAGAGAUGUCAGAGGGGCAAGGAUCAUCAAAUGCCUCAGCUAAAUUAAAAAAAAAACCGAGCAUAUUCGUAUCAGAUUCAGAAGUGUCAUUGUUAGAAAUAAAUGUCAAUUCUCCAAACUUCCGGGAAAUCUCCAUGGUGGCCAAUAUACCUGAACAACAAAGGUUAAGAAUUUUAUCGCCUGAUGGCAGAAGUAAAAGAGAAAUUCGCAAGCCUGCCUAUACUAUCCUUAAAAAGAAGCCUUCCCAUGUUAUCCUUAAAAAGAAAGAACAAUUUCCUAGCACAUCAUCUACAGCAAUAAAGAUACCCUUUCAUUCUCCGCCACCUCCAAAGGAACCGAAAUACAGAAAAAUCAUUGAGAUGGAGUGUGGAUGUGGAUGCGAAAAACGAAGUAUACUUAACGACAUGAAUGAACUGGAGAAAAUGAUCAGUUCAUUUACAUAUCACAAGCGAAAAGGGAAAACUAUGGGAAAAAUAUUUAUAACCAAACGUAACCAACAGGGUGAAAUAAAAGUACGCCGUGAAAUCCCUAUCCCUCAUCCGACUGAAGCUCUGGAAAAGCAAAUGGCAAGGUAUUAUACGCAGUCCUUUCCCCUUGAAACACAAAAAACGAAGCGUGUCAUAAAGUAUUUACAACGAUUUUGGAUGGAGUACGAAAAUCAUCAGCUGUGCAGGGGUCGACAUUCCCAUUCGGUACCACGGCAGAGUGGACGUACAAGUGCAAAUCAACGAAGAAAAUCCGGAUGA